Caenorhabditis sp. 36 PRJEB53466 is the source of this 5377-nucleotide messenger RNA. The record is from the annotation of a GenBank genome assembly. NCBI's taxonomy places the organism in Eukaryota, Metazoa, Nematoda, Chromadorea, Rhabditida, Rhabditidae.
AUGAUACCAAGCCACGUGGCUUUUGUAGCUGACAUUUCGAAUGUUUUAGCAAAAAGAGGUCAUAAAGUGGUAGGCUUCAACAGAAAAUGGCGGAUAUUGUACUCGUUUCAGACCGUCAUAGACAACAUACUACGUAGUGAUAUUAGCAACAAACUUGACCCGAAUAUUAUCGAAAAGAUUGUCGAGGUGAAAAUGGUAUAAUUAAAACCCAAAACCCCUAUAAUCUCCGUCAUUUCAGGCUGAAAAUGUCGGCAAAUUAGUGCGCAAACGCGAAAUUCCAGCAAAGUUCUGGAGCAUGCGAAAUGAGCCGGAAGAGCAGAGAGAAGUUAUGGAGCAGCUGGGCAAGAUGUUUCUGGAGCAGUGCAAGCAUUUGGUGCUCCGGAGUGAGGUGCUUACCGAGCUCCGGAACUUUGAGUUUGACUUUGGCAUGCACGAAGUGUUCGACACGUGUGGAAUCGGGAUAUUUGAAAAGUUGAAGAUCAGAAAAUCGGUGAUUCUGUCGUCGGCCGGGAUGAGAGAUAUUGUGAAUGAGGCACUCGGCAUCUCGGGACCACUUCAAGCCUCUUGUGAGCUCAGAAACUGCAGCAUCUAUAGACCGUGUUCUUAGAAUUUUCAGCCAUUCUCGCGGACUACGGAAGCGUUGUACCCUUUUGGGAAACUCGGAGGAAUCUGAAAUUUCAUUCGGCUUGGAGAAACUUCUUCGAGGUGCAGAGCAAGGAAUUGGAGCAGCUGCUCGGAGUUGAGAAGAGUUUUGAGGAACUAUUGCGGUACAGUAACCUGAUGUUUGUGAACACUCACGAACUCGCAGACUGCCACAGGCCUUGGAGUCGAAGAGUUUAUAAAAUCGGAGGGAUUUCCUUCAAAACUCCCAAAGAUCUGAAUGAGGUACGCGGUAGGCUUUGGAAGUUGUGGAAACUGGUAACUUUAGAACUACACAUCUCUCUUCGCCAACUUCUCCUCAAUCGUUUUGAUCUCUUUUGGCACCACAACUCCUUCCGUUUUGAUGCCAGAAGUCUACAAAACCACUUUUCUAAACGUUUUCUCAAAAUUCCCGGAGACUUUGUUCAUUUGGAAGUAUGAAAUGGAGGAUGUUUUCGCAAAGAGCUACACAGGAAACAAUGUGGUUUUCCGGAAGUUUGUACCUCAAACCGACUUGUUAGGUGAGCAAGAAUCUUGGUAUUUUGAGCACGAGCAAUUAUACUGUCUGGUUGUGAAAGUCUUAAUUAUACUUAGGGACCGCAACGGGUUUCGCAAAACUCCGAAUUUCCAUAAAAUUUUUGAUGGAAUGUGUUCCCCCACUCUAUAUGAGUACGCUCCCAAUUUUUUUUACCAAAAUUUUCGGUACAUCCCGAGUUACACCCCUUCAAAAUUGCCCUGUUUUCUCCCGGGUCGGCGGCAGGGGAGGGGCGUGGCCUCGCUUGCAAGUUUGCCGCACGCGUUUUUUCUCAUUAUCUGGUGGACCAAACCAAAGAGUCAACAUUUUAAAUGAACAGAAAUGAUGUUCUAAAAAAGCAAAACCACUUUUGAGGUCAAAAGUUUCGAACCCGACACCUCAAAAUAGCCGAGCGAGCACUCUGCCACUGCGCCACCCAGGCGGAGGCGCGCCCGCCGCCAAUCACGUUGAAAAGCUCGGUGUGCGCGGCCCCUUACAGGGGUGAAGUUAGUGCAUUUUCGCGCUGAAAUUCGAAACAUAUCUGACUGUAACUUUUUUCGGCAACGUGGAAAAUUGUAAUUCUAAACGGAAUUUUGUCUAGAAUUUCACGCAGAAUCCGAUUCCGUAAAAAUUAGCCGUGUGAACGGUACCUGUGACCCUCAAAUCCUCGAAAAAAACUAAAAAUAUCGUCUGAAUAGGCGUUACUCAAUCGAACACAAAAAAAUGCUCCUAGGGUGUCUAGAGCUCUAAAAAUUUAUAUUUGGGUUCUCAGAGAGUAUAUCUAUAGAUUCCGAAAAUAAAAAAAAGGGGUCAUCGCUGAAAAUUUUCCGCUAACUUUUCUGGCAGUUUGAGGAUCUGUAAAAAAUUUCGGCAACGUGGAAAUUUAAAUCUGACUUCAAAAACGGAUUCCCCAUCCCUUAAACUAUCGGAAUCACUUGAAAAUAGGCGUGUGAUCCCAUAAACUUGGCCACACAGGCUCUCAGACUGACUUCCGUUUUCGUUUUCGCCGUUUUUUGGAAAAACGGUACGUUUUCACGUGAAAUGGAGUUGUUCAUUGGAUUCAGCAUGGUCGAUUACAUAAAGUAAAACUUUUUGGGUAUGGUACUUCAUUUGGGGACCUCGGUACAGACCGUCAAACACGCGCGCGCGAAAAUCGGGAGAAAAUUCGUCAGGCCACGCCCCCUUUGUUGCGCCCCCUAAUAAAUUAUACUCUCAAAUGCCAAAGGAAACUGGUGAAUUAAAGUUGCAAAGACUAAAAAAUGUUUAUUUUCGAAAUGCCGUCUAUUCGAGAGGAUGUAGCUCAGAUGCCUGUAGAGAUAACAAGAAGUGAUCAACUAUUAAAAUAUACAUCACAUCUUACUAGGGAAUGAUCAACAGGUAAGUUGGUCUUAUGAGCCGUGACUGACAUAGUUCGAUAGCUUAUACCAAGAGGAUCAAAUGUUCUGUUGAUCGUUUUUGCUGCCGGCACCUGGAUUUCGAGAAAAUGCCGCCGGAAAAUUUCCACUGAUAUCCUGUAUUUUAGGCAAUUUUACGAGCAAAAAUUGGGGUCCAUGCCAAUUUUUAAAAAUUGCCGCGUACCCGUGACCGUCAAGGGGUCUAUGCCAAUUUUUAAAAAUUGCCGCGUACCCGUGACCGUCAUGGGGUCCAUGCCAAUUUUUAAUUUUUAAUGUACUUCAUGAAAUUUCAGAAUCCGGUCGAAUCUCGCUGUUCAUAACGCAUGGCGGCCAGAACAGUCUGCUCGAGUCGCUCCACUCAAGAACCCGGUCGCUCGUGAUUCCCCUGUUCGGAGACCAACAUCGCAACGCGCAGAUUGCCCUGGAGAACCGUCUCGUUCAUGUCCUCAAUAAAAAAGAACUUUCGAACGCGGAAAUGGUGGAGAAUGCUGUGAAAACGGGGUUGGCAAGUUCUGAUCAGAGGUUUGUGAAGUUUGAGAAAACAUUUGAUUAGGAGGUUGUGCAGACUGGAAGUGAACUUGCGCGGUGCACGACAAACAUCCGAGACACUUUUGAUUGGCGCAAUUGAAUCGACGUACGCUGCAGUGUCGUGCCCUCCGAACUUUGAAUCCUUCCCCCGCUUUCACUCGUCUGAUGUCAUCCUUCUGUUGCUAGACUUCUCCGUCGUCGCCGCCGCCUCGCUAAUCUUUGUUUCGAUGGUCACUAUCAUGUUUUUACAAAUGAAAUGAGCAUAUGUCUGUUCUGUUCCCUGUUCUGAGCUUUCAACCUCUGCCUAAUGAGGGGGCACGUCGGCACAUUUGGAGAACUCGAUGAGAAGGAAAGAAACCCGUCAACAGAUUCAAUUGUGUUUUGUGAGACACUAGAGAGAGAGACUCCGCCUAAUCCAUUUGUCCUCCUUUAUAAACGGAGGGAAAGGAAAAAGUGAGUCUACUAAUCAUGAGAACACCUUCCGUCCUCCACCACCUCCUCCUUCUCCCGGUCCUAUUGGCUCCGGCAUUCGCAAAUCCCUUCAAAAUCCUCGUUUAUGCACCGAGAAUGAUGCAAAGUCACGUCUACUUCACAGCUCGGAUAGCUAAUGUUCUAGCAGCAAGGGGUCAUGAAGUGGUGGGAUAUGAGAUGCUUACUACUGUAGAAUCAACCAACAUCCGUUCAGACUGUGGUGGAUAACAUAUUUCGAUAUGAUGUCGAGAAUGAGCUAUCCACGGAUAUCCAUCAAAUCAUCAGUGUAGAGCCUAGCCCGGAGGUCACUAACCUUUUGAACACUGGAAGUUUACCGAUCAUUCUCUGGAACUCGAAAGCCUCUCCGGAAGAGCAAAGAGCGGUAAGAUACCUUUGGAAUCCGUGCUUACCAUUACUUUUAGAUAAUGGAAGGCCUCGGCCACGUGCAUCGUCUCCAAUGCGCGCACCUCGUGACGAAUAGCACGCUGAUUGCCCAACUGCAAGCUAUGAAAUUCGACUUCGCCAUCCACGAAAUCUUCGACUCUUGCGGCAUCGGCAUUCUGGAGGCAGCUGGCAUUCGGAAGACGGUAAUUGUCUCGUCGACGGGGCCGAUGGACGUGGUGCCGAUUAUGUUGGGAGUAUCGGAGACACUCGACACGCCUUGUGAGUUUACAGAAACCCGGACUGAUCAACUCUUCAGAGUUCCAGCCUUGCUCUCCGACUACGGCAGCUCGCUUUCCAUUCAUCAAAAGCGUCGGAAUCUGAAGUUCCUUUCGGCAAUGCUGAACUUUCACGAAAUGCAAGAGACCUGGAUCGGACCGUUGUUCAGGAAGAUCCAUGGAAUCAAGAGGCCGUUUAGUGAUAUUAUGAGACAAGCGAAUCUGUUGUUCUACAAUAUUCAUGAGGGAUCCGAUGGAAUGAGAAUGCGUGGGCGGAGGAGUUUCGACAUCGGAGGCAUCGCUUUCAAAGAUCAAAAGAAUUUAACCGAGGUUUGUAAGGUGAGUGGAGGGUCCAACUUUGCCGAUCUUCCAGGAAUAUCUAUGGCUCCUUUCGGAUCCCCGUCCCAAAGUUCUUGUUUCGUUCGGCACGGCAGCCACGUCAUUGCGUAUGCCUGAAAAUCUCAAGAAAUCUCUGUUGAAAGCAAUGAAACAGAUGUCGGACGUGGUUUUCAUCUGGAAGUACGAGCAGGAGGACGAGUUUACAAAUGCAGAGGCGGCGACCUCGAAUGUCAUUUUCAAAAAGUUUAUGCCGCAGACGGAUUUGUUAGGUUUGUUAGAGCGGUCGCUUCGAAUUGGCGAAAAUGGUGCUUCAGGCAGCAGAAAGAUCGCGCUGUUCAUCACGCAUUGCGGUCAGAACAGCCUUCUCGAAGCGUUUCACGCGGGCGUCCGUGUUCUGGCCGUUCCGCUCUUCGGCGACCAACAUCGGAACGCAAGGUUGGCCGAGGAGAACGGUCUUAUCGAAAUUAUGCCCAAAAAGGAUAUUGAAGCUUCUGCAAAAGUGGUGACAGCGGUUAGGAAGGCGUUGGAGAGGAAUGAGAGGUGAGAUCGAUCCUCUUUGUAAAGUGAAGCCAGAAAGUUUAAGCCUUUUCAGACUUGAAUCCAACCUCCUGCACAUUGCUUCUUUGCUCCGAAACUCCAAGUCCGACGCCGAAUCGCUUCUGAUCUCCACCAUCGAAUCCACGUAUUCCAACGAGUUCCCGCCCGAUUUCCAGAAAUUCCCUCAAAAUCUGCACCCCAACACCAUUGUUCUACUCAUCGACAUCCUUCUCGCAACCGUUUUUCUCGUGAUAACCUUCGCGGCAUUCAAGUUUUUGCGUAAAAGUUUCUGGUAA